This is a messenger RNA of Phasianus colchicus (ring-necked pheasant), 12294 nucleotides long. RefSeq names its product myosin phosphatase Rho interacting protein (gene MPRIP). Gene Ontology annotation, cellular component: actin cytoskeleton. The record is from RefSeq and is a predicted model, not a curated record. NCBI's taxonomy places the organism in Eukaryota, Metazoa, Chordata, Aves, Galliformes, Phasianidae. Gene Ontology annotation, molecular function: actin filament binding.
CCCGCGCCGCUCGGCCCCGCGCGUCCGCUGAGCGCUGCGCCCCCGCUUUUUUAAUUCCCUCUUUUUUUUUUCCGUUGUUGUCGUUAUUAUUUUUAUUUCCGAUUUUUUGUUGUUGUUAAUUAUUAUUACUAUUCUUUUUUCCAUCCCACCCCCACAUCCCGAGUGGUUUUUUUUUCUUUGUGGCGGGUGGCGGCGGUUUCGAUUUUUGUUGUUGUUGUUAUUCGAAUUCCUCCUCCGGAUCUCCGCUCUCCCGCCGAGCCCGGCUCUCCGCGCAGGCCGCGGCCCGCGAUGGGCGCGGUGGUGGCGGUGCGGCGGUGCGGGCGCUCCGCGGGGCGCUGAGCGGACGCGGAGCGGCGCGGGGCGCGCCAUGGCCGCCAAGGACAACCCGUGCAGGAAGUUCCAGGCCAACAUCUUCAACAAGAGCAAGUGCCAGAACUGCUUCAAGCCCCGCGAGUCCCACCUGCUCAACGACGAGGAUCUCAACCAGGCCAAACCCAUUUAUGGUGGCUGGCUGCUGCUGGCCCCCGAAGGAACGGACUUUGACAAUCCUGUCCAUCGCUCUCGGAAAUGGCAGCGCCGGUUCUUCAUCCUCUACGAGCACGGGUUGCUGCGCUACGCCCUCGACGAGAUGCCGACGACGCUCCCACAGGGCACCAUCAACAUGAACCAGUGCACGGAUGUGGUGGAUGGGGAGAGCCGCACAGGGCAGAAAUUCUCCUUAUGCAUCCUAACGCCAGAGAAAGAGCACUUCAUCCGGGCUGAGAACAAGGAGAUCAUCAGCGGGUGGCUGGAGAUGCUGAUAGUCUACCCAAGAACGAACAAGCAGAACCAGAAGAAGAAGAGGAAGGUAGAGCCCCCAACUCCACAGGAACCUGGCCCUGCGAAAAUGGCUGUGACCAGCAGCAACAUCCCCAGUGCUGAGAAGGUCCCCACCACCAAGUCCACAUUGUGGCAGGAGGAAAUGAGGGGCAAAGAGCCAGCAGACACGAGCAGCAGCAUCAGCCCAGCACAGAGCCCAGUGCAGGGGGCUGCCAGCUCCCUGAAGGAUCCCGUAUUGGACAGCAAGGAAGACGAGAGCUCCAUGAAUGGGGACCGGAUAGACUGUGGGCGGAAGACUCGUGUUGAGAGCGGCUACUUCUCCUUGGAGAAGACCAAGCAAGACUCGAAGCUGGAAGAGCAGCAGCUGCCACCACCACCGAGCCCACCCAGCCCCAGCACCCCAAACAACAGGUACAGUUAUCCCAAAUCGCCCUCACAGGAGCAUGCCCAGCCCUUUCCUUCCCCAGGUACCCGAUCAGGCGACCGAGUGAUUCACAGCUUUUCUCUGAACUCCUUGGACUCGAAGAGCAGUUGCCCCAUGCACAAGGACUCCAGCAGAGAUGUAGGAAGGGGAGCUGAAAAAUCGGGGCGUCCCCUUUCUUUUAAAGCCAGCCGGCAGUACACCACCCUGGCCGACGUUCCCAAGGCCGUUAGGAUCAGUAAUCGUGAGGCCUUCCAGGUGGAGAGGAAGCGGCUAGAGCGGAGAACCCGGGCACGUAGCCCUGGGAGAGAAGAAGUGGCCCGGCUCUUUGGCAAUGAGAGAAGGCGAUCUCAGGUAAUUGAGAAAUUUGAAGCAUUAGACAUUGAGAAUGCAGAGCACAUGGAGACGAGCGUGCCAGCAGGAGCUGCCCUUUCCAGCGAGACACGGCAGGGCAGGAGUGAGAAGAGGGUUUUCCCACGGAAACGGGACUUCACGUGCGAAGGGACAGCCAUGGGCUCCAUCCUGGACGUGUCUGCAUCUCCGCUGUCCCCACACCGCCGGGCCAAGUCACUGGACAGAAGGUCCACAGAGUCCUCCAUGACGCCUGAUUUGCUGAACUUCAAGAAGGGCUGGCUGACAAAGCAGUAUGAGGAUGGGCAGUGGAAGAAGCACUGGUUUGUGCUGACUGACCAAAGCCUGAGAUACUACCGGGAUUCAGUGGCAGAGGAGGCAGCAGACCUGGAUGGAGAAAUCGAUUUAUCAACAUGCUAUGAUGUCACUGAGUACCCAGUUCAGCGGAACUACGGCUUCCAGAUCCACACAAAGGAAGGGGAAUUCACCCUCUCUGCCAUGACGUCUGGCAUCCGCCGCAACUGGAUUCAGACCAUCAUGAAGCACGUUCGCCCCACCACUGCACCUGAUGUAACGAGCUCCCUACCAGAGGAGAAAAGCAAAACGAGCUCAUCCUUUGAGCCCAGCCCAAAGCCCAGCGAGAAGCCAGAUGCGGAGCAAACUGAGCUGGACUCGGAGCAGAAACGGAGCCGCGCACGGGAGCGCCGGCGAGAAGGACGAUCCAAGACCUUUGACUGGGCUGAGUUCCGCCCCAUCCAGCAAGCCCUGGCUCAGGAGCGUGCCAACGCCGCCGACUCCUCCAAGAGUGGCACCUCUGCCUUCUCCAGGGACAGCAGCACGGCCGACACCGACCCAGGCGAGCUGGAGCGGGAGCGGGCCCGGCGGCGAGAGGAGCGGCGCAAACGCUUUGAGAUGGUUGACACAGUGGAUGGAGCAGGGCCAGAAGAGACACUGAGGAUGGAGGUGGAUCGGAUCCUGCCUGUCCCCGCAGACAUCAAACCGCAGAACGUCCACGUGGAGAUCGAGCAGCGGUGGCACCAGGUGGAGACCACCCCACUGCGGGAGGAGAAGCAGAUCCCCAUCGCCCCCCUGCACCUUGCUCAUGCUGAAGACCGGGAAGAGGGGCUGUCGAAGCAGCACCUGACCACACUGCUGGAGAAAGAGCUGGAGCAGAAACAGAAGGAGGCCCUGGAGCUCCUGGAACAGAACCGACACCUGCAGGACCAGCUGAAAGUGGCACUGGGUCGGGAGCAGAGUGCCCGUGAGGGCUACGUGUUGCAGACCGAGGUGGCCGCCUCGCCGUCAGGUGCCUGGCAGAGGCUCCACAAAGUCAACCAAGACCUCCAAAACGAGCUGGAAGCGCAAUGCCAGCGUCAAGAGCUGAUCAAUCAGCAGAUCCAGUCACUGAAGCGCAGCUAUGCCGAGGCUAAGGACGUCAUCCGGCACCACGAAGCUGAGAUUCAGAGCCUGCAGGCGAGGCUCAGCAACGCGGCGGCCGAGCUCUCCAUCAAGGAGCAGACCCUGGCCAAGCUCAGGAGCGACCUGAGGAGCGAGAAGGAGAAGGCCAAGGAGCAGCUGGAGGAGUGGCAGCAUGGCGAGGCCGCGCUCAGCUCCCAGCUGAAGGCCAGCGAGCAGAAGCUGAAGAACGCCGAGGCUCUGCUCCUUGAGAAGACCCAGGAGCUGCGGGACCUGGAAAUGCAGCAGGCUCUGCAGAGGGACCACCAGAAGGAGGUGCAGCGGCUGCAGGACAGGAUCGCGGAGCUGAGCAGGCAGCUGAAUGCCAGCGAGCAGACGCGCAUCCUCAUGGAGGAGAAGCUGCAGAAGAAUUACGAGGCUUUGCUGGAGAGCUGUGAGAGGGAAAAGCAGGUUUUAAUACGGAGUCUGAAGGAGGUGGAGGAUAGGGCCAACGAGUAUGAGAAUCAGCUGCAAAACAGCGAGCAGCAAAUGGAAAUUCUGCAGAAGGAAAAGCUGAGUGCAAAGUUCGAGGGCAGUGAGCUUGUCCACCAGCUGGAGGAGCAGCUGCUGCUGAAGGAGGCCAGCAUCCAGAAACUGGGCGAGCACAUCAAGGAGCUUGAGAGGGAAAGAGAUCAGAUCAAAUGUCGGUUCCAUGAGCUCAUGAAUCAAGUUGCUGAGUCAGAUAAUGAGGUUGCAAAGCUGCAAGCCAAGUUGAAAAUGGAAGAGACCAACUACCACAAUCUGGAGCAAUCAUUUGAGGAGGUGUCAGAUCAGUUCCAGGGUGUGCAGAAAGUGCUGAAAGAAAAAGAGGAGGAACUGAGGCACGUUAAGGAAAUGCACUUGAGAAUUGUGGAGAAGAAAGAUCAAGAUCUCAGUGAGGCUUUGGUUAAAAUGGUUGCUUUGGAUAGCAGUUUAGAGGAGACUAAAGUAAGGCUAAAGGCCAAGGAGGAGGCUUUAAGGAAAUUAACCAGCGUAGGUGCAGGGCCAAGUGCUGAGGAGGCAGAUGAUGUUGGCUGCCAUCUUGAGGCUGACGAAAGUCACCCAUCUCAGCUGGGGCAGCCUCUGCCAACUCACGAUGCCCUCCCAGCUCUGACCUAUGCGCUGAAGGAGGACGAGGUCCUUGAAACCAGCCAAAGGCAAGCGGAGGAAUUUGACUCCCCUUCCAAAGCUGCGGAGCUCCAGGACCAAGAGUUGGCUCAGAAAGCCUUAGCAAAGCCUGAGGUAGGAAUCAUGGGGGCCAAGAGGCAGAGAAUCCGUUUCUCGAGCAUCCAGUGCCAAAAAUACAUCCACCCAGAUGGAUCGGAGAAAAACUGGACGAGCAGUACCUCUUCUGACACCAGCCAGGACAGGUCCUUGUCUGAGGAAAGCAUGUCUUCGGAGCCAGCUCCUGGCUAUCCAUCAUCAGCGGCAAGCGACUCCGAGACCUACCUCUCCAUCAUCCACUCUCUGGAAACCAAGCUGUAUAUUACAGAGGAAAAACUGAAAGAUGUAACCAUGAAGCUGGAGAGCCAGCACGGCCAUAACCAGGAGACUCUCAUCGCCCUGCACCACCAGUGGGCCAGCACGGAGUCUCAGCUGCGGGAGCAGCUCCAGAGCAGCUUAUCCCAAGUCAGUGCUCUUGUCUCACAGCUGGAGAGCGAGAGGCAGGAGAAGCUCAAGCUCAUAGAAAAUCACGUUAGCGAGCUGGGAGGUUUCCAGGUGAAAAACAAUCAAGCGCUGGCUUGCUUAGAGAAGUGCAGGGAGCAGCUCAGAUCUCUGCCCAAGUCAGAUAAGGAGCAAGAGAGCGAUUUGUUCCUUGUUACUCUAUCCAGCAUGGAAACGACCUUAUCGAGUGCAAUCCAGGCCUUGGGAGGGGCACCGGCCCCGCCUGAGCCUCAGCAGAGUGAGGGCCUCAUUGCAGGGUCCCCUGCAUCACAGGGGGGGGUGCUGGGUGACGGGGAGCCCGUCUCUGAGGAGCAGCCAGCGGGGACGUUUGGUGCGGGCCAGUUGAGGUGGCUGUCUGAGAAAGUGGCCUUUGAGGCCUCUCUUAUCAGCCAGAUAGCAGAGUCUCUGAAAAACGCAGGCUCUGAGAUAUCGCAGCUUCUCAGGGAGAUCCAGGGGACGGCGGAGGUGGCUCUGAUAGAGCCGGCAGGUGCUUCUCGCACAGCAGUUGACUUGGCCGGUGUCCUAUCUAAGAAGCUGCUGCUGGAAGGAGAGUUCUGGAGCCAGGUGGAGGAGCUGAGAGUGCACCUGAGCGCCAGGGAGGGAGAAGCAGAGGGCAAAACAGAAGCAGCAGGUUUGGGCUUUUCUCCGUGUUUUCUCAGUGCUGUAGCAGAUGCUACAUUGAUCAAAGCAGAACUUGGGUUUGUGGCACAGAAGAUGAGGGAAUCUUUUCACCAGAGAUUAAAAGUGAUUGAAGAAGACCUCCAUAACACCAAAACAGCUCUCCAGCAGCACAAGUGCAUGUUGGAGGAAAUUCUCAAGGCUUACAGGACUCCUGAUUUUGACAGAGUUGUGCAUCAGAUUUCUGAAGCACUUGAAAUUCAGAAAGAUGCUUCAGAAAGAGCCCAGAUCUCCUGGGAUGGGAGCUGCCUCCAAAUGGGACCGUGCCAGGAGGGGGCCAAGAUGGAGGAGGUGCGUGGCCUACCAGGCCAUAGCAGUGGUGAAGCUCUUGUUUCCAUUCAGGAAGAUCUUGCCCAACAGCUAAAAGACAAAUCCAAUGUUCUUAAGGAAAUCUCUGUUGCCUUACUUUCUCUGCCUCCUGAGGAGGCCAUGAGAGAUUGCCAGAAGCUCUUCAAGAUAUCUCAGAGUCUUUCAUAUCACUCAUGCAUGGCAGACCUGGAGCACUACUCCUCUUUGUUGGUCCAGGAUGCAAUAGUUCAGGCUCAGGUUUGUUACGCUGCGUGCAAGGUCCGCCUGGAGUACGAGAGAGAGCUGAAGUCGUACAAGGAGUCCUUGCAGAGCAUGGAUGCACUGUGCCAGGAGCGUGUGAAAACCGUCUCCCUGCUCCGGGAUGAGUACGAAGAGCUGCUGAGGAAGCAGCAGGGUGAGUACGGUGAGGUGAUCGCCAUGCUGGAGCGGGAGAACGCCGACCUCAAAGCCAAGGUCUCCCAGCUCGAAGGUCAGCGGAGGCUCUUGGAAGAAGAGGAGCACAAACACAGCAAAACUUUGAGCGAGUUGCAGGGCCGGUACGAGGAGGAGAUUCGGAACGUGAUUGAACAGCUGAACAGGACGGAGGAUGCUCUGAAGGCUGAGAGGACGGAGGGCCUCAACCAGCUGGAUGCCAUCGUCCGCGACAAGCAGGACAUGGAGCGCUACCACCUGGAGCAGAUGCAGAUGCUGGAGGACAAGUUCCAGGCCAAGAUCAAGGAGCUGCAGGCCAUCCAUGGCGAGGAGCUGCAGGCUCUGCAGGAGCACUACAGCCAGAACCUGCAGCGCCUGCAGCACGCCCUUGAUGAAUACCAGCAGCAGCACCCAGAUGCGGUCCCUGCGGUGGGACCGGGCGCUGGGGAUGGCUGGGGGGCCGGGGAGCCGGGUGACACCGGGCAGGAACCCGGCGGGGACCUGGACUCCAUGCACGGCCUGCGGGAACGCAUCCAGGAGCUGGAGGCCCAGAUGAAUGUGAUGAGGGAUGAGCUGGAGAACAAGCACCUGGAGGGCAGCGCUUCCAUGCUGAGGGAAAAGUACCAGAAGGACUUUGAGAACCUAAAGGCAACAUGUGAGAGGGGCUUUGCAGCCAUGGAGGAGACGCACCAGAAGAAGAUUGAGGACCUGCAGCGGCAGCACCAGCGGGAGCUGGAGAAGCUGCGGGAGGAGAAGGACCGCCUGCUGGCAGAGGAAACAGCUGCCACCAUUUCAGCCAUUGAAGCCAUGAAGAACGCACACCGGGAGGAGCUGGAGCGAGAGCUGGAGAAGUCGCAGCGCUCACAGAUCAGCAGCGUUAACGCCGACAUCGAGGCCCUCCGGAGGCAGUAUCUGGAGGAGCUGCAGUCGGUGCAGCGGGAACUGGAGGUGCUGUCAGAGCAGUAUUCACAGAAGUGCUUGGAGAACGCCCACCUGGCGCAGGCGCUGGAGGCUGAGAGGCAGGCCCUCCGCCAGUGCCAGCGGGAGAACCAGGAGCUCAACGCCCACAACCAGGAGCUGAAUAACCGCCUGGCUGCGGAGAUCACGCGGUUGCGGACCUUGCUGACCGGGGAGGGUGGAGGAGAGGCUGCUGGGUCGCCUCUCACCCAGGGCAAAGAUGCCUACGAGCUGGAGGUCCUGCUGAGGGUCAAAGAGUCAGAAAUCCAGUACCUGAAGCAGGAGAUCAGCUCUCUCAAAGACGAGCUGCAGACGGCACUGAGGGAUAAGAAAUACGCCAGCGACAAGUACAAAGACAUCUACACAGAGCUGAGCAUUGUGAAGGCCAAGGCAGACUGUGAUAUCAGCAGGUUGAAAGAGCAGCUGAAAGCAGCCACAGAAGCUCAGGGAGAGAAAUCCCCUGUGAACACCACUGUAUCGGGAUAUGAUAUUAUGAAAUCAAAAAGCAACCCUGAUUUCUUGAAGAAAGACAGAUCCAGUGUUAGCCGGCAACUAAGGAAUAUCAGGUCAAAGUCCGUUAUUGAGCAGGUCUCAUGGGAUAACUGAAAUGAACCCGAGUCCAGGUUCCCUGCCACGUAGAGCCUAAAGGAAGGCCUGACCGUGCAAGAACGCCUGAAGCUUUUUGAAUCCAGGGACUUGAAGAACGACUAGCUCUCCCCGCUCCGCUUCACCACGCGCACCUCCCGGCUUGAGGCAGCACAGCACCAGCACCGUUCGUCCCACGCCGCUCACCGCCGUCCUCGCUGACGUUUGGCCCCACGGCCCCCCUCACCACCCCCCUUUUCCCCGCUUGUGAGACGCUUCUGAGACUCUUGAGAGGGAGAGGAAGGGAUUGGGCUGUGGGUUUUGUGGGUUAUUAUUAUUAUUAUUAUUUUUUUUCCCCUCUUCAGCGCUUUGUAGGAGAUCCCUUCCUUUACUGUAAACCAUUACACUAAGUGUCAGUAUUAAGGCUCAGUAGCCUGUGAAUAAGCUAGCUCCGUCGUACCAACAGCUUGGUAUGCACGCAGGGCUGGGUGGCGGGGGCCAUCCCUCUUACUACUGUCACGAGCCCCCAGUGCUCAGAGCACACCGGGAGCUUCAUUUGCCGUUGAUUGCGUCGACUGCAUCUCUUGCACCUGCAAUAGGGGAAAGCCUGUGGGAUGCUGCAGGGGUGCCUGGAGGAGCCACCCCGAUGCCUGGCUGGCAGAGGACACAGUGCCCGGGCACCAGCAUUGGGUAGGGGCUGCCGUGGGCACCUGGUAUGCAGGGGGAGGGGGGAAGCGUUCCUGGGGCCGAGCUGUGAGGUCACUUCUUGCCUCUCCUAGAUCCAGCCCAGCACUGUUUUUUUGCUGUUACUCCCUUCCUCUCAUUGAGUCCCGUGUAUCUUAGGGUCUGUGCGCAUGUGAAACUCCUUUUUCCUAGUCCAAGGAAAGUAGAGUAGAAAGUAGAGCCACUAUUGACUGAAAAUGCACAGUGCUCAAUGCAUAUAAUGCUCCUUUUUUAUCAGCUUCUUGAACUCGACUCUUCCUGUCAGCAGGGCAGCUCCUAUUUUAAUUCGUUAAUCUUUUCCUGAAAUAAAAGUCUGAAAACGAGUCUGUGCUUCAGACCUGCUCAGUCACAGCAGCUUCUGUAUGCGGAGCAGGCAGUGCCACGAGGUCCAUAGGUGAGUGCAGAGCUCGGUGCUGGCUGCAGGAGCAUCAUCUCCACGUGCUUUGUGCACCUACAGAACCCCGGCUGUGAGUGGGGUGAAUCAUUGCCCCAUCGCUCCCCAGUCUGACAUGGCUGCGUCACUUUGGAUUUUGGGAGAUUUUUUAGGUGGAGCUGAGCUGUUUCUCGAUUUCUCUGUGCUCACCCGAGGUGGAAGCAGGUGUGUGUGCUCUUGUGGCUAAUUUGGGUCUCGUUGGGCAUGCUGUGUGGCCAGCUGGGAGGUCCAUCUGCAAGGAUAGAUGCUCUCACUGAGUGCUCCAGCAGUGCCACCAGGCAUACUGAGAUGUUCUCCUGCGCUGUGCUUCUGUACCUGGCUGUGUGUGGGAAUCCUGGAGAUGGCAGCAGGGAUCCUCAGCCACUUGGACAUGAAGGCUCUUCCCUCUCCAGCAGAUGUGUGCCCUCUCAGAUGUUCUGCUGUGCAGCCUCACCCCAUCCUGAGCUCACCAUAGUGUUCUCCAUCAUCCAAGCACUGGAGGAGCCUUGGUAGCCCAAGCCUGGAAAAGGGACUUGCUGAUCAGGUGUGUGCAUGGGCCUCUGCCAGCACCUUGUGUGACUGCAGGGUGGGCUGGUGGCACUGUUUUGCACGGGCUCUGCUCUGCUCUUGGGAUGCUUUCAUGCCCUGUGAUCUCCUGGCACAUGGAACAAGGAUGGCACGUGGCAUCAUCACUGUCACCACUCAUCUCUCCCAAGGCUGCACUGGAUGCAGGAGAAUGCCUUCCUCCUCUCGAGAAGCACAGUAGGACUUUGUCCUUCUCAGCCACCUGAGCAGAACGUGAUCUUCCUCUUGCCAUGUGGACUUCAAUCAUUCUUACUUUCCCCAGGAAAGCCUUGCUUUGCUUUGCUGACUUCAUUAUUUUAACCACGACCACCACAAGGGCCACACCUUGUUAUCUCACUGCACAGCACAUGGGAGCUAUGCAGGAUGGGCACUGACUGAUGCCACUGAGCACUGUAACUCCCUAAGAGAGGAUGCUGCCUGCUGCCCACGUGGUACCCAGCCCUGGCUGUCAUGCCUGGUGUGGGUGCUGCAGGAGGUGUAACCCAGUGCAGGGAGACCAGUGCCAAACAGACUGACCAUAGCUUUUGGCUCAGCACACAUCAUUGCGUUCAUGUGGUUUGUGAAAACAGGUGAUGAAGGGCUAAAAGAUGCUGCAGUGGAGAUGGAAUUGGGAUUUGCUGGGGUUACUGCUAUUGGGGAAGCUUGACUUAAUGCACAGCUGCUCCAGUUCUUCUGGGGGCUGAUGGAAAUGCCCCAGUGGCAGCUUCCCUGAGUUCUAAAGUACCAUAAAGCAAAUUGGGGAUGCUCUGUGCUGUACCUUCCUGCAGCAGCACCAUCUGCUGGGGUGAGCAUCCCUUAAAUGGGAACAAAGCAGGAGCACCGCACAGCUGCACAGCAGGAGCAGUCUGGGGCAGGGCCUGGGCUGUCCCCUGGGCUCUGCUGAGUGGCAUCUCUCCAAAGCUGGUGGCAGCCCUCUGCCUCAGUGAGAGAGAGAGGAAGGGCAGCUCCAACAGACAGUGGGGAGUGGGGCGAUUCCUGCGGAGAGAACAAAGCCAGCCAGAAAGGUGAUGGCAGUGAUCCGGAGUUACCCCGCUUCUUCUCUCCUGCUCUGGGCAUCAUUCAUCCUCUUGCCACUGAAGUGACACAGCUGCAGGUACAGACAGUGCCUGUAGGAGAUACCAGGACUUAUUUUCAUCUUCUGCAUAAAAUCCUCCCACCCUCAGCACUGCCAUGCAGCUCACAGCCGCUGCGUUCCUGUGCUGCUGACGCAGAGCUGUUUGCUGUGGCCACUUAUGCACACAGCACGGCUUGCUUUGCCUUUCCUCUUCCCCAUCCUCUCUUUUUUUAAAAGCAAAAACGCUUUGUUAUUCUCUUUUGAACGUAAAUAAUUUAAAAGCUGUAUAGUAUUCCAAGUACGCAAUGUAAAUAUUUGUGACUCAGAAGUCAGCAGAGGGCUCUCUUUUGUGACAGUGUUAUGGUUUUGAUUUCACUGGCUGGGUGAGAGCUGUCACCCCCUGCCUGCCUGCCCUGACGGGCUCUGCUUUGCACUGUUAGAAAUAGCUUCUCACGCCUUUUCUGCUGACCUGCCCUUGAGUUUCGAUGAUACCAGUCUGAAGAAUGCACACGGUCGGUUUGAGAACUGUAACUUCACUGCGCCGUAAACUUUUUUCCACCCUCGAACUGAAUGGCACCACCACGGAGCAGAGCAAAGCACCGCGUGGGGCAGUGCACGCACUACUGCUUUUGGGCUCUGUGCAGGUGCUGCGCAAGGCAGCAGGGGCUCAGCUCAUCCUGCAUGAACACACAGCCUGCAGCACAGCGCUGAGUGCACCAGUGCACAGUGCUGCACACAGCCCCUCAGCAGCAGAUGCAGAAAUGCAACGAGUGAGGACAGGGCAGGGAGGGGAGGCUCACCCCACAGCUGCACCUCGAGACAACCGAAAGAAGGCACGGGUGUGGGAGUUGCUGGCAGAAACCUGAUAAGCCCAUCAAGGUGGUAACAGCUGAAGGCAGCCAGCUGGCCAUGAGCUGGCAAGUAAUUAGUGCAAUUACAAACAAUUAUUUUCUCAUUCUUCCUUCUUUACACAAUGAUAGUGCACAGGAUGUGACAAGAACACUAACUCUUUGUUCUAAACCAGAGAGAGCAAAGUAUGUUGCAGAAUGCUGAAGGUGAUGGCAGGUAGGCACAGAUCAGAGCGCACAGCCCUUGACCCGUUCCUGGGACCUGGUGAUGCGGAUGGCUCCAGCUUUUAAAGAAUCAGUUAUUUGAAGGGAUAAAGUUUUGGGGAGAGAGAAAGGACUGCUGCAAGUCUUUGGGUGGCAUUAGCAGCGGUCAGCACUGGUGGUGCACAGUUUAAGCCACUGCCCAAACCGCAGCCGAAGGGACUCCUGCGUUCCAACACAUGGCGUGCUCUGCCCUUAUACUCGAGAGCUCUGUGCUCCUAAUGGAAACGAUGAGGGGCUGUGAGCAGGAGCUGAGCACAAGGUUACGUGCCCAGACGCAGCAGCCAGCCCUCCACACUAACCUGCAUUUGGCAGCAGCCAUGCUGCAGCACGCACACAGCGGGUGGGGACACUGCUGCUGGCAAACCUGUGGCUGGAGCCCAGCACAGGAGGCCAGGGAGCAGAGCCGUGCUGCAGCUCUGGCUGUAUGCAGCCCCAAGGGCCUCUCUUGCAUCAGAUCCAUCCAGGAAACGAUGCAUCGCACGUGAUUCCAUUCCCUCUGCCAGGGGCUCCUGCUUCUCUGUGUGCACGAGUUCCUCGCCUCUUCCCUCCUCCUCUCUUCCACUCCCAUUUUAUUCACUGCUUUUCGAGGAAUCACUGUUCCUGGUAACUGUUCUCUGUAAUAGAAACAUCACUUUUUUGUCACUGUAUUUAUUCCUUAUACAACCGUGUGCGUCAUGCUAGGUUCCCAUGGAUGUAGCUGAUCAUUUUUAUUUUGUAAAUAUAAUUACCUAACUUUACGUAAACGAUAUCCUAAUAAACUAUUUUUGCACCACCCUUG